AUGUCAGCUCCAGCCUCAGCUCUGGAUGUUUUGAUUAUUGGAGCAGGUCAAGCGGGGAUGGCUGCGGCUCAUCGUCUUCUCCACAAGGGCGUGACGAACAUCCACGUGGUGGAAGCACAUCCACACGUUGGUGGGAGAACUCGCAAUGUGGAUUUGGCCACGGGCAUGUAUGAUCAGGCUUCCGAUCACGCUGUGGAAUUGGGAGGUACUUGGUUGAGUCCUAAUCAUGCAGCCUUUUUGGGACUCUGCCAAGAAUUGGAUAUACCUAUCUUUCGAGCCAGCCGCAUAGAUCCAGCCCAGGCAGAGCAAGGAAAGGACAAACAAAGCGACGGUGAUGACGACUGGCCGUGGUGGUACUGGGGACCCGAGUACACAAAUGAAGAAAUGAGUGAACAGCAAGACAUACUCUUGUUUCAUGAAACCAGCAAGGGUGCAAACACUACCCAAAAGACCCGUUUUCGGACUCAUCAACAACUCUUGGCUGCCUUGGACAAAACGACGCUGGAACAACUGCACCAAGCUGGAAACAUGAUCUGGAACGUCUCGCUGGGGCAACAAGUUCCCGACCUUUCUUGGGAAGCUCACAUGCCGGGAUCUCGCUGGGAUGAACUGGAUGGAUACACCACAGCUGCCAAACUCAUGCCCCAACUUUCCACCACCAAUGCCCGCAACAUUCUCAGACAAGUCAUUCACAAUAAAAACGCCCAAGAACCAAACCAAGUGGGCUAUCUGUACAACUUGCUCUCCUUCAAGGGGUGCAAUAGUGAUGGCCCCGACAAUGAGUAUCGUGUCCAAGGUGGUACUCAAGCCGUCCCAUUGGCCAUUGCACACAUGCUAGGGCCCGAUCGAUUAACCUUGGCCGAUCCUGUACAGGUCAUUCGAGGAGCAGCAUCCGGCCGGUAUCAAGUGAUUUCUCGGUCCAACAAAGUCUACACGGCCAAUCAUUUGAUCGUGACUGGUUCUCCCCAUGCCAUCAUGGGUCUGCACUUUGACAAUCCACCCCUGCCCGGUGAACACGCACAGCUAUUGCAACGAAUGCCCAUGGGAACUUGUCGAAAAGUCAUGGCGGUGUACAAGCGAGGACCUUGGUGGCGAGACCAUGGACUGACCGGGGAUAUCAUUGCUUCUCACUUGCCUUUGGAGUUGUCCGUCCCUGUGGAUAGCACCCAUACAGAAGAUCGACAACCCAUCUUUCCACAAUGUUACGAUACAUCUCCCUACUCACUGCAAUAUGGCGUGAUUACCUGUUUUGUGGAAGGCCGAGCCAACUUGUAUUACUCUAGCUUACCCCAUGAGAAGCAAGAGCAGCUGUUUCGAGAGUUUUUGAAGCUAUCCUUUGCAGAGUACAUUCCACCUGGCGAUGAUGCAUCCGGCUGGGACCCCGACGAGAUUCUCAUGCACAAUUGGGCAGACGAUCCCUUUGCACGAGGUGCUUACACGGGUUUUUUCGGCCCUGGUGUCUUGUCGGAGCCUGCCUAUUGGUCGGCCUAUCGUCAAAUGGAAAAGCUGCCAAACGUUUGGAUUGCCGGAGCCGAUUACCAUAUCGGGUACGGGAAUGGUUAUAUCGAAGGAGCCGUACGAUCUGGACAACUGGCCGCAGACCAGAUUCACAAACGAAUGCAAGGCAAAUCUUUGGACGAGUAG
This is a messenger RNA of Seminavis robusta, 1644 nucleotides long. The record is from the annotation of a GenBank genome assembly. Lineage: Eukaryota; Bacillariophyta; Bacillariophyceae; Naviculales; Naviculaceae.